Umbelopsis ramanniana AG is the source of this 3966-nucleotide messenger RNA. RefSeq lists its product as uncharacterized. The record is from RefSeq and is a predicted model, not a curated record. Bases 1 to 3966 code for a protein of 1321 amino acids. Gene Ontology annotation, molecular function: GTPase activator activity. Lineage: Eukaryota; Fungi; Mucoromycota; Umbelopsidomycetes; Umbelopsidales; Umbelopsidaceae. Gene Ontology annotation, biological process: regulation of small GTPase mediated signal transduction; activation of GTPase activity. The transcript has 13 exons.
AUGUUCUUGGACUGGAUAGCUCAGUUGCAUCUUUUGCAGCAUGACGCUCAAACUAAUAUAUUAAAUGUUUUGCCCGUAUCAACGCGAAGGACAUUGAUAUCCGAGAUCACUUCAUACUUACACCCAGCAGCUGGAAAAGCAGCUCCUCAUCCUUCCAUCUUUUCAUCGCCAGCCCAUGUGAAAUGGUUUAUGGAGGUCAUUGGACAAGGUUUCAAUUUGCCUUUGGAAGAUAUGACGAUCACAUCCGAAGACAUCAACAUUUAUGCACAGUGGUUGUUCGAAGCGAAUCAACGGCCUGCUGCCGUGUCUCGCGAAGGCUUGGAGCAGGAAUUCUUUCAAAUCAUCUUUCAUCAAUACUCUUUAUUGUUUCGUCCUAGAGUUCCACGACCACACUCUGGUGCCAGCAAAACCGCCACGUAUACCACAACAACGGUUGUGCCUGCGCCAGGAGCGGCAAACCUCAUCACCAUACCCAUGGCUGCGCCUAGUCCACCUCCCAUCACGCGCGAAACCGCUGCUCAGCUAACGCAACGCCAUAUAGAACUAUGCAAAAAAGUCCUGACCGUCUUCACCAUGGCUGGUCGAACGCUCGAUCUUUCUGAAGAAACUUGGUCGGUGCUAUUGAAGGUUGUUUUAGGCAUCACCGAUUCUCUGUUGUCGGAAAGAGUGAGCGAUGGAACACGCAAUGGCCCUGUCAUGGGUGAUGAACUAUGUGAUCAUUUACUCAGAGUCUUGUUUGAGCUUUGGUUACGGUCGAAGACGAGGGAUGUAGAGAUGUGGGAUAUCAUAAAGAGAUGCUUUGUUCGAUGGACGCACAGGCCCAAGGUCAUUCAGCAAUGGAGUUCAGUGGCACUAUCGCUUACCCACCGUACUCUCCGAUUUUUGUAUGGACCCACAGCAGGAACGUCUGUAGUGAACAUUGCAGUGAAUGGAUUUAACGUUAAACUGGAUCUGCCUCAAGAUUUCGUCUACUAUGCGUGGCACAGAAUACUAUUUUUAAUUCCCAAUCCCUGGCAAUUAUCACCUGGCAACUUUGCUUUGGCAGUCAUGGGUGUUGGUCGGAUCGUGGAGGCUUUCCAUUCGGUUGGACAAGUACCCUUACCUGAUUCUGAAACGCCGUCACCGCCAGAUGGCAACACUUUGCUUCACAUAUUUGGAGGCUGGUUGUUUGAUGCAUGCUUUUCGGCACCCCAAGUAAGUGCUGAAUACCAGCAAGGUCGUGCAGAAGCCUACGGAAUUCUUUGUCGUAUUUUCAGCAAGCCCCAACGCAGAGUUCCUUUUCUACGAUUAUACAUUGAACGCUUCUAUGCUGCUCUGGCCAUUGGCCUUCGUUCAGACACAUGUCUUCCAACCAUUCUGAUGAACUCGACAGAACUUUUCGCCACCGACUUAGAAGGCGUGCGACUCAUGGUUCCAGACUUUGUGGUUGGCAUCAAAUCCAUUUUACCCAAAAUGCAACCGGAGUACCGUAAUGUCAUAUCUGUAGACGAACUUCGACUGGCUGCCAUCAAAGUAACAAGUACUAUUAUGUGCCUGCCGAAUCACUUUGAAAAUGUCAGUCUCAAGCCCGAUUGGGAUAGAGGCUUGAAUGUCGCUUCAGAUAAUGUGUCCAUGAUCGGAGAGCAGGAACAACUAGUGUCCCAAUUGAUGAAGGUCUUGUAUGCCCAGCAAUCAAGCCAGCAGCCUGCGUUCACAUCGCUCAAGUACUACAUAUUAGAGCUAUUAUUAAUGUCGCUUCGGACUGAAACUUCGUCAUAUAAUAUGAGAUAUCUAUUGCAUCUCAUUAAUGUCUAUGUCGUUGAAGAUGUUCCAUUCUGCCCUGGUCUUGUUGGGACGGUUGUCAAACUUAUACAAGAUAAGAUUCUAACUAUGCAAUUGAGCUCCGAUGUGACGCUGGUGGCAUUUGACGUUUUAAUGGAUUUUGUUGGCUUGUAUGAGUACGUCAAACGCGAUAGUAAAAAUGUCGCUCGGGAAUUGGUACUGGCACUGUGUCGUUAUGCAGACACUCUAAAUAGUACAGGAAACUUGGCUCAAAAAUACCCUCUGGUUGUACAAGCGUACGACUGCAUGAUGCGUUGGGUCAUGGUCGGGCAAUGGAUAGUCGAUGAUCGUGAUUGUCAGCAUGCUGUGAUUGCAACCUUGAGUAGAGGAAUAACCAUAUUCGAACGAGAAAUUGAAACUAAUAGCCAGUUAGAAGGAUCUCAAGAGAAGAAGAAGAGGCGCGAUACUGGAUUUCCCCCUACCAAGCAGCUUUUCCAGCUGCCUAAUCGAGCCAGUAAAGGCGGUAGCGGCAAUCAAAGCAAUGAUACCGACAAAGCAACAUCAGCUACUAACAAAAAUGGAAUGGCUAUGCAUAGAAAGGAAGAAAUUGCUGUCAAGAUGGCAGCUGAGUACUGUAUGUCGCAAUUUGUCAACCAGCUCGGGAACUUUCCUCCUUGGAAGGAUCAGGUUGGUCCCACUCGAACAUCGACUUUACUGGACGAUCUAUCAAUGAUCAAGGCAUGGAAGAAAUCCAAGUCGUCCAAUGCGAUAUCCGAUGAGGAAGGCGCUGUUGCGAAACGCAUUCAGCUCUUUUUGCUGGAUGGUCGGGUCAUUGCUGGAUUAAUGGAUAUCAGCGAUCUUGUAGAAACCCAUGGUGAAUCUCCGAAAUCACCGGCUAUUGUAUUGAUUUGUCGAGAUACCACUGGGCGAUACUCAUGGACCAGUUGCCUCCGAUACGAAGAUUUGUCUAGCAAAGUCAGCCCAGCCACUCCGCGAUCUUCAUCAAGCACAUCUUCCUCACCAAAGUACAAUCCCAAUCUGUUGGUACGAGCUGGCUCUUCUCCAACGUUAAAUAAUGGUCAUUUGGUCAAAUCGAAUGCCAGUAUACCCGUUGCUGACGCUGUCAAUUGGAUGGCACUGCCUUCACUUGAGCAACUAUUAAUCGGUAAACCGGAGAAGAAGGCUGAAUUGGAACGCAUGACUGAGAUCACCACACUUCAGCAACAUGCAGAACAAGAGAUCGAUCAUCAUGACCCACUCCAAAUUCCCAAAGCCGCGCCUGAAUCGAGCCAUUCUCCUAUAGAUCAAACCCCCAGCGAGAGACUCUUCAUGUCACAGCUCGGGUUCCUGCAUACUAAGAACAGGAAUAAUGUCAUUCCAUUGAGUAUUACGGAUUCUCUUAUUUCAGAAUUGGAAAUGCUAGAUAUGCUUAAUGAACGAGAUUGCAUCUCCAUAUCAACCUACUUUGCGCAAUCGGGUAACGCUACUGAAAAAGAAUUAGUGGAGCAGCCGCCAGAGUUGAGUCAGAGUUAUCUUCAAUUCUUGUACAGUUUAGGCUGGCCGGUCAAAUUAUCAGAACACCAUGGAUACCAAGGCAAAGUUGAUUCUGCUAUCUGCGAUGUUAUCCCAUACUAUGCUGACAGAAUGGUGGAAGUGGUGUUCCAUAAUCCUUACUUUUUGCACGAACCCAAGGAAGGCGACUUGUCAUGGGGCGCUGUCUCUCGGUUACCCAAAUUACACCAGCAAGUCACUCAAGAUGAUCACGUCUGCAUUAUUUGGAUUGAGGACAUGACGAACUGGGAAUCGCUUGCUCAUCGUAUCAAGACAAUGAACAGUGUCAAUUCAAAAAGCAUGGUGUAUAUCUUCAUCAACCCAUUGGUCGGCGCUGUCGAUGGUCUGUACUGGAUACGAAUAUCGAUACCAAGCGUCGGUAAUAAUCCGGCUUCCAUUGUGGCCAGUCAACGUCUAAAGGAGAAUGCCUUGAUUUUUGGCCCUCUCGUCGAUGGCAUGAUCGUUAGCAGACAUGCUUUAGGCGCCAUGGUACGAAAUACCGCUAUCUCAGCACACCAAGCCUGUAGGGUCGUCACCGACUCUUUCACUCGACCCUAUGUGAUUCGAAAGCACUUUAUUGAAGAGAUGGCCCACAGGCAUAGCUCCAAAUCAUCCUUAUCUGAGUUUUAUUCUGAUAUUUUUGUUCAACGGUAG